This is a messenger RNA of Chenopodium quinoa (quinoa), 2263 nucleotides long. Its product is annotated as serine hydroxymethyltransferase 3, chloroplastic-like. NCBI's taxonomy places the organism in Eukaryota, Viridiplantae, Streptophyta, Magnoliopsida, Caryophyllales, Amaranthaceae. The transcript has 10 exons. Bases 196 to 1896 code for a protein of 566 amino acids. Gene Ontology annotation, biological process: folic acid metabolic process; L-serine catabolic process; tetrahydrofolate interconversion. Gene Ontology annotation, cellular component: cytoplasm. Gene Ontology annotation, molecular function: pyridoxal phosphate binding; glycine hydroxymethyltransferase activity; serine binding. The record is from RefSeq and is a predicted model, not a curated record.
AAACCAUAACCGGCGCGCAAAGCCCCACGACGUUAGGGUUUUGAGCUUUUAACACUUUGACUCCCCCUAAUACUACUUCAAACCACUCUACUCUUUCUCUGCCAUUUCUUCUCCUGUUUCAUUUCACUCGCUCAAACCUCAACCUUUCAUCCGUUUUUUUCACUCCCCAAAUUCUCUCUGCAAACAAAAUCAAACAUGCAAGCUUGCUCAGGAGCAACAACUCCAUCAAUGGUGGGUUCAAUCCACCGCACCAAAAUCUCUCCUUUCCCCUCUAAUUUUCCUCAAAAAGGGUUUGAUAAUAAUCUUACUUUUACUGAUAGUUCAAUCCAAUUUUCAAAACCCCUUUCUCGAUUUUCUUUUGUUUCUAAUAGUUUGGUUACUGGUAGACCACCCUCUUCUGUCUCUGUUCCUGCUCCUGAUAUUGAAGAUGAUCUAACCAGCUUCAAAGAUAGUGAGCUGAGCGAUGCUGAUCCAGAAGUGCACAGCAUCAUUGGAAAGGAAAAGGAAAGGCAAUUUAAAAGUCUGGAACUCAUUGCCUCAGAAAACUUUACAUCAAGAGCUGUCAUGGAAGCUGUUGGUUCUUGUCUCACUAACAAAUAUUCUGAAGGAUUACCGGGUAAAAGGUAUUAUGGUGGCAAUGAACAUAUUGAUGAGCUUGAAACCCUCUGUCAGCAGAGGGCUUUGGAGGCAUUUCACCUGGACGGACAAAAGUGGGGUGUAAAUGUUCAACCUCUGUCUGGCUCUCCUGCUAAUUUUGAGGUCUAUACUGCAGUUUUGAAUCCACAUGAUCGUAUCAUGGGUCUAGAUUUACCUCAUGGAGGGCACUUGUCUCAUGGUUUCAUGACUCCUAAAAGACGAGUUUCAGGCACAUCAAUUUAUUUUGAAUCCAUGCCUUAUCGGCUUGAUGAAUCUACAGGUCUGAUUGAUUAUGACAUGCUUGAGAAAACUGCUACUCUAUUUCGACCAAAACUCAUAAUAGCUGGUGCCAGUGCAUAUCCUCGAGAUUUUGAUUAUCCUCGUAUGAGGAAGGUAUGUGUUUUGAUAUGGCUGUUUGAACACCCCCCUUCCCCCUCGGGCACACUUUAUUUGCCUAUAAUUGAUCGAAAUGUUCUCUUUCAAAUGCAGAUUGCAGAUGCUGUUGGUGCUUUUCUUAUGAUGGACAUGGCGCAUAUAAGUGGGCUUGUUGCUGCCUCUGUGGUUGGUAACCCAUUUGAGUAUUGUGAUGUGGUCACAACUACAACUCACAAGUCUUUACGAGGUCCAAGAGGUGGAAUGAUCUUCUACAAGAAGAAUACCAUUUUUGGAGUUGAUUUAGAAUCUGCCAUUAAUAAUGCCGUCUUUCCUGGCUUACAGGGUGGCCCACAUAAUCACACCAUAGGAGGACUAGCAGUUUGCCUGAAGUAUGCUCAGUCUGCAGAGUUUAAGACGUACCAAAACAAUGUGGUCUCUAACUGUAGAGCUCUUGCACGCCGAUUGGUUGAAUUGGGAUACAAACUAGUCUCUGGUGGGAGCGAUAACCAUCUUGUUCUAGUUGACUUAAGGCCAUUGGGAACUGAUGGUGCCCGGGUUGAAAAGAUUCUGGACUUGGCUUCUAUCACACUUAAUAAGAACUCUGUUCCUGGUGAUAAGAGUGCUCUAAUGCCCGGUGGUAUACGUAUUGGGGCACCUGCCAUGACAACCAGAGGGUUCAAAGAGAGUGAGUUUGUUGCUACAGCCGACUUUAUUCACGAGGGCAUCCAGUUAACUCUUGAAGCAAGCAAGUUAAUUCCCAAAACAAAGCUCCAAGAAUUCUUGAAGUUUGUGGCAUCUCCUGACUUUCCCUUGAGAGAUCGUUUAUCAGACCUUCAGAAGAGAGUCGAAGUUCUAACCACCCAGUUCCCGUUGCCUGGAUUGUGAAGGUUUUGAUGCAAAUUCCGUAAGGGUAGUAUCUUAUACCUAGAUGAAAUGAUCCACAGUUAGAGAGAAGCAUUGAUGCUUGUGGUUAUAUCCCAUCUGGUGCUGAAUAACAUGAAACUCUGACAAGUACUUGUAUGCAACUGUAUACAUAUCAGCACAGACCACAGUGUUUAUUUGUUGUAUCCCUUAUAUCAAGAAGGGCAAUUCGAUAAGUUUUGCCCGUAUGUGAACUUCUGUGGUGAUAUCUAUGAACCUUAGAGCUGUAAUGUGGUUACUGGAAUUGUUCUUAUGUAAGUGAUGGUUUCACCUUAACCAUUUUGGGUUCCAAAGUCAAUAGUAUAAAGGUCAUAACAACAGGUUAUAAAUA